AUGGUCGCUGUUGAGACUCGGCGAGGGACGACAGCCGCUCUCCUAGUCCUGGUCUCUCUCGCUUUCUGCGUUCGCUCAGCUCGUGAGGAGACGCUCGAGCUCUUCCCCUCCCUUGGGCUCCAGCUCGCCUCGCGCACGGUCUACCACUUCACCUUCCCCUUCACUUCCGCAAGUCCUCCCGCUUUCCGCUCCUCUCGCCAUACACGUCUGGUCCCGCUCGAACGUAUCGACAAGGUCAUCAUCAACGAAGGACUGCAAGGCGCGGGUGGCAGACAUUACUUGGCUGUCGUGGAGAGGGCAAGCGUAGGAGCGGAAGGAGGAGAGAGAUGGGUGUUCGUCGUUUUCCCGUCAAUCCUUCCCAGCUUGACAGACCUCCAGGCGGUCUGGAAGGACGCGCAAAGACUCCUCGCAACAAAGUAG
Molecule: messenger RNA, 420 nt
Organism: Rhodotorula toruloides NP11
Lineage: Eukaryota; Fungi; Basidiomycota; Microbotryomycetes; Sporidiobolales; Sporidiobolaceae
Product: phosphatidylinositol N-acetylglucosaminyltransferase
Exons: 4
Coding region: 1-420 (139 amino acids)
Biological process (GO): GPI anchor biosynthetic process
Cellular component (GO): glycosylphosphatidylinositol-N-acetylglucosaminyltransferase (GPI-GnT) complex
Source: RefSeq, a predicted model, not a curated record